Molecule: messenger RNA, 1341 nt
Organism: Aspergillus ruber CBS 135680
Lineage: Eukaryota; Fungi; Ascomycota; Eurotiomycetes; Eurotiales; Aspergillaceae
Gene: crmD
Product: putative copper transporter crmD
Exons: 2
Coding region: 432-1130 (232 amino acids)
Biological process (GO): intracellular copper ion homeostasis; copper ion transmembrane transport
Cellular component (GO): plasma membrane
Molecular function (GO): copper ion transmembrane transporter activity
Source: RefSeq, a predicted model, not a curated record
CAAUGGUGGUCCGCAUGCUUGGUGAAGCCAUUGGACGAAAGACUGGGCUGAGUGUGUCCCAUCUUCUCGAGUUGCCUGAUCGCAACCUAUAUAGUUUUCCUGCAGCGUUUCAAAGGGAGUCUGAUAUGGUUUGAGCAUAUUUGCACGAAUAUACAAGUAGAUCCCGUACUACGGACUUGCUCUGAAUACGCAAGGAUUGUCCAAUAGAAACCCGCUUCUAAUGACGGUAUAUUAUUUGUUAUGCUUUUAUUAGAUGGUAAUAUGACAGACCAGAACAUAUGCGUGGGAUUGAGCACAUUUUAUAACUCAACUGCGCCGAGUCACACCGUCCGUUAGCAUUGACACGAUCAGAGCCGGCCAGGUCAAGAUGGGCAUAUAUAACAAGCAGCGGACAUGAAACGCAAGUAUAAACCAACAUUUUUCGUGACGAGAUGGACCGUGACCAUGGCACUAUGAACAUAACCAUGGAAAUGAAGCAUCCCGACCACGGCCAUAGCAUGGCAAUGCCCGCCAUUUUCACUACCGGAACGCAUAUCACGCUGUUCUUCAACAGCUGGAGAACCUCGUCGCUGAUCUCAUACCUCCUUGCACUAUUCCUUCUCUUUGUAUUGGCUUUGUUCAAUCGCUUCCUUGGGGUCCUGAAAUUUCAACUCGAUGCCAGAAUCGAGACACCUCUUGUCCCCAAUGUCCCCAUAAUAGCGCCCCCACCCGCAUCGAGACGGUAUCCUUUCAUCCCCAAGGACCACGCGAGUCCUCUCCCGCACUAUGUGAAGGGUCACAACGCCCACGACGGCAACCACUUCCAACCGGAAUCCUUCUCGCACGCGCACUCCGAGCAAUGGAACGAGUUUAUCUCGGGUCGAUCCACAAACCCACAAGCAUUAACUGCACGAUUUCUCCGUGCACUCUCUGGUACAUGGACAACGAGAGAGCCUUGGAACUGGCGACGGAGGAGUCUCCGUUCAUUGCUGGAGGGAGCGCGCGCAUUGAUCGGUUAUAUCAUGUUAGCUGUUAUGACUUUCAACAUUGGGGUGUUUUGUGCGGUAAUCGGCGGGAUUAUUGUCGGCGAGUUGGUUCUGGGUCAGUAUGCGCAGUCGGGUUGGCAGGAUGGAGCAUGCCAUGAUGGUUAGCGCGUUGGACAAUGGGUUUCUGAAAUGUGUCAACGAAUGAACGGUGUAUAUUUCUGCUCGUGUGUUUCAUAUUUUAUAUCCUCCAUCAAGUAAAUUUGGCUAUAUUUUAUUGUAAACAGAAAACCAGUACAUACGACCAUAGGGUGUGGAGAACAGGGCUUCCCGUCUGCUCAGCCGUACUUAAGCCACACGCCGGCCGGUUAGUAGUUGG